Molecule: messenger RNA, 1026 nt
Organism: Brenthis ino (lesser marbled fritillary)
Lineage: Eukaryota; Metazoa; Arthropoda; Insecta; Lepidoptera; Nymphalidae
Source: the annotation of a GenBank genome assembly
AUGUUCUCCCGCGCAGUGAAACCAGUUGCUUCAAUUGCCCAGAAUGGCAUUAAAAAUUUCUCCACAUCAUCACAGAAAAACUUCAAAGUGGUGGUGGCGGGAGCCGCUGGUGGAAUCGGCCAGCCCUUGGCCCUAUUACUGAAACAUAACAAGCUUGUAACUAGGUUGGCUUUAUACGAUAUUGCUCCGGUUACCCCUGGAGUAGCCGUGGACCUCUCGCACAUGGACACCGCAUCCAAGGUUUCAGGACACCAGGGUCCAGACCAACUCGCAGACGCCAUUAAGGGCUCUGAUGUAGUAGUAAUCCCAGCUGGAGUCCCCCGCAAACCGGGCAUGACCCGUGAUGACCUUUUCAACACAAAUGCCUCAAUUGUCCGUGACAUUGCUGCCAGCAUCGCUAAGAACUCCCCCAAGGCCAUCAUUGCUAUCAUCACCAACCCUGUUAACUCCAUGGUGCCCAUCGCUUCUGAGGUUUUGAAGAAGGCCGGAGUAUACGACGCCAACCGAGUCCUCGGAGUGACCACCCUGGACGUGGUCCGCGCAGCGGCCUUUAUCGGAGAAAUUAACGGUGUGGACCCCCAGUCUGUCACCAUCCCCGUCAUCGGUGGACACUCCGGGGUGACCAUCAUCCCCGUGCUGAGCCAGAGCAAGCCCGCUGUGAAGCUGACUGACCAGGCCAAGAUUGAUGCUUUGACUCAGAGGAUUCAAGAGGCUGGUACUGAGGUGGUGAAGGCGAAGGCGGGCGGCGGCUCCGCCACGCUGUCCAUGGCGUACGCGGGCGCGCGCCUCGUGGGCUCCGUGCUUAAGGGACUUAAUGGUGAAUCCAAUGUAGUAGAAUGUGCGUACAUCAAGUCAGACCUCACCGAGGCCUCAUACUUUGCAAACCCGGUUGUCCUAGGCAAGAAUGGAGUGGAGAAGAACCUUGGCUUUGGAACCCUCAACGAUUAUGAGAAGAAGCUUCUCAAAGCAGCUAUCCCUGAACUGCAGAAGAACAUCAAGACUGGUGAAGAAUUCGCCAAGAAAUCC